Messenger RNA from Canariomyces notabilis, 968 nucleotides. RefSeq lists its product as uncharacterized. The transcript has 3 exons. NCBI's taxonomy places the organism in Eukaryota, Fungi, Ascomycota, Sordariomycetes, Sordariales, Chaetomiaceae. The coding region runs from base 150 to 722 and encodes 190 amino acids. The record is from RefSeq and is a predicted model, not a curated record.
CUGGGACGCGCCCUGUACAUACUGUCCACAUCUUUUGCAAGGUCGUUGUUGGAUGUGCUUGGUUGGCGAUCCCGCGCCUUCGGUGACCGUUCUGUCUUCCCGCAUCCCGGACUCUUACCGGAUGCCUUUCUUUUUAACGUUGCUUGACCAUGAGCUUCGGCGUCGGCUUGCUUGACAUCGUCACUGUACUAAAGAAGUGCAAAGACAUCUACACUGCCUUCAACAGUGAGUACGAGAGCGCUCCAGCACGAGUCCAGGAGCUUGCCGACACGUGCCGUUAUUUGACCAAUGUGUACAACGAUGUACGAGCGGUCGACGGCGGCGCGUUCCCGCAAGAGUUGAACCAAACAUUUGGGCGUAAGCUCGAGGAGUGCAACGACUUUCUCAGCAAAUACCGCUCUCUCAAGAAUGAAUAUCUGGCCGAACAGCGGUCGGUGUCCAUCACCGACCGCAUGCGAGACCAGUGGGAGAAGGCCUGGCAGACAGGCCGGUACGCAGCGUCAGGGAAGACUGCAAAGGACCUGCGGGAUGCGCUUGAACUUGAGAUCAACAAACUCCUUUUGUUCAUCAUGACAUCGAUGCGGAAUCGUGUCAACAACCCAAUGCCGCUAAUUGCCUCCCGGGAUCUCGUUGCAUCGCCAGGCUAUGAUCCGAGAUGGAUUGAGGGUUUCUUGGGGCGCCUGCAGACCAUCAGUUACAAGUGUCUACUCCGACAUGAAUAGGCUCUGGAAUGAGCUAUGUGCCCGCGCCGGUUUGCCCGAGUCUUCGCGGCUAGCGAUUCCCAUCGAUCGACUCCUGAUGGCGCCAAUGCGGAGCAGGACCGAUGCCGUCAUUGAUGCCACGAGGCCUUCGGUGCAUAUCUCGCCUUAUGCGCCGUUGAGAGAGUUGAGCGACUUUGUCUAUGAGGCUCCGCGGCCGCGGCCAGGUCGUUGUGAAACGCUGCAAUCGGAAACGGGCCUGAACUCGGU